AUGGUGCGGUGGCACGUGCCGGGUCUGUCGAGCAGUAGCGGCUCGAGCAUAGAUGGCGUCGCGGUGAAAGGCGACACGGCAAAGCUGCAGAAGCUUCUCAGAAAGGGCGCGGACGUGAAUGCGCGUGCGCGGGAGCCGGUGCUGGUGGGACGGCGCCCGCUGCAUGCUGCCGUGGCGGCGGGGAACGAGGCCAUGGUCGAGGCGCUUAUUGCUGCCGGUGCUGACGUGGACGGAAAAGACGAUUUCGGCCGCACGCCCCUUCACUACCUAGCGGCCAGCCCUUCCCCGCGUCUGGGCAUCCUCUUGCAUCUGCUCAAUGCGGGCACCGACUACGCCAUCAGAGACAGGAGUGGCAGCAUGCCCAUCCACGUGGCGAUGGCAGCAGGCCACGUGGCAGUGCAGGAGGCGCUGACGGCGUUCGCGUUGGAGCACAGCGCGGAGUUCGCGUUCUACGAGUCGGGGCAGUGGCGUCCCUUCGACGCGGACGCGUCGCGCCUGCUGGGGUUUGAGCUCGCGGAGGGCGUGGGGUUCUCCGCCCUCGCCACUGCCACCGGCGCGCACUACAUCGUCGACUUCCAGCAGCAGCAGCAGUUCAACGUGUCCUCGUUCUUCUGCAAGUCAAUCAGCUGGCGAGUGCUGCCCAGCGGUCGCUGGAACCGCCCUCCCAACCCGCACCAGGGGCUGCACCCAGGCAGCCAGGACCCGCGCCUCAUGUACCGCUACGACCAACAGCUGCGCUCCCUCGCCCAAUCAGGCGUCGACAUCUGCCCCGUCUACUUCUCCCUCACCGGCCCUCCCCCCCAUCCCUUGCUCUCACAACCUGCGCCCAGCGCUCAGUUCGUCUCACGCCUCUCCUCAUCACCGCACCGUGACGGAGAGAAUGGUGAUGACGGGGAUCGUUAUCAGGAUGAUGGUGCUGAUGGUGAUGCGCAGAGGCCGUCUUCUUCCUCUGCUGGAGUGGCUGCAGUUGCUGCUGCCCUCCCCGCUGCUCUGAACAUGUCUGAUGACCUCAGCAGUGAUGUCCCCGACUCCGAACCAAACACCCCUUUGGCUCGGCGCCAACCAGGGCAACGUGCAGCUGGUUUGGAUGACAACGAGCUGCCGAGGCUGCAGGUUCUGAGGUCCGGCACAGAUGAGUACGACGAGAUUGUGGCUCGGUUUGUGGCUGGUAUGCUACGGGACAGGAAUGACCGCCCGAACAGCAGCUUCCGGCAGAACAGUGUGAGUGGAGGGGUGGUGGAGCAGGAGGAUGGCAUGAGGCCCGUGACAGUGUCGUCCGUGCAGCAGGUGCUGCUGCCUGCUGCCCGCACACAAGCCUUUGAAGAAGCUGUGAGAGAGCUCAAGGCAGCCAGGGGGGGCGAUGGCAACGUGCGGCUUGGAUGGCACGGUGCCCCUCGGAUGGCCAUAGAUCGCAUAGUGUCGACCGGCUUUUCUCUUUCCUCUUCCGCUGCUGCCCGCAACGGCAGGCUGUAUGGAGAUGGGGUGUAUCUGGCACCGGAGCAGAGGGCGUACACGAGUGCAGAGUUUGCAGUGGCGGAUAGCGAGGGGCGCAAGCACAUGCUGCUUUGCCGUGUGGCACUUGGGUCAAUGGAGGCGAUUCCGUUUGGGUCGUCCCAGCAGCGGCCUAGUAGUCUUCGAUUUGACACGGGAGCUGACAAUGUCAAUGACCCUUCACGCUAUGUGGUCUGGGAAGAGGACGUGAACGAUCUGGUCCUACCUACACAUAACGUGGCGUCGCAGCUGCUCGACCUUAUUCGCACGCGACGACAGCCCAUGUCGCAGGAGUCGUCGCAAGGACUGUCGCAGCCGUCGUCGAUAGGCGGUGUACCGCGAAAUGUAUCGCAGCAAGUCGCGAGCGGUCGACCCCCUCUAGACGCCGCGACCUCUUCAUCGAAGCUCCUCAGCACAUCGGACUUCGUAUCUGUCUCGGCCGUUAAAUCCGAUUCCGCUCUUCUCGGUUCCGCGCAUGUUGCCGCCCAUUGCUCCCGCAGCGCCCUCUCCGCGACCGCGGAGGUCACGAGCUCGUUAGUCACGCCGCCCGCCUCCGCGCACGGCGGAACCUGCGCGCAGCCGGCGGACGAGGCGCGGUGCGGGAAGAGAAUGCGGACGGAAACCGGCGCAGUUGACGCGGCGUGGGGGGGAGGCGCGGUAGGCCCGGCGACGCCGGAGCACGCGGGGUCCGACUCGUCCGCGGGCGGCGCGUGGGACGUGAGCAACGUGCAGAUAUCGCAGCUGCUACAGGAGAUGGACAUGUUCUUCCCGCCCGAUGACGACGAUCUCAGCGCCUUCGCGCUCGCCUUCGACGACGACCCGCUCGACGCCAGCGCCGCCGCCAACGCCAUCGCCGCCGCGAAUGGCGCUGCGCCUGUUUUUCCGGCGCAGGACUCCAUCGGGGAGAUUUUGAACGGCCUCUCGUCUGCCGGCCCACCGUGCGCCGAUUCGCCGGCCGCUGUUCCUGCCAUGCCGGCCGUUAACACUCCGGCCGUUAGCUUGCCGGGCGGCCUGGUGCCAGACGUGCAUGCCAUGCGCCGCGCGGACUCCGCGGACAGCGCGGGGGUCACUCCGCAGAGCCUGUCGGGCCUGGGUAGUCCGCAUAGCAGCCUCACGGCGGGGGGAGCGGGCGGAAGCACUGGCGGAAGCACCGGAGGCGCGCAGACGCUGACGUCAGUGGAGAGUGCGGAACUGCGGGGGGACUUCUCGCGCGUUUGCUGGGUUGGGGAAGCGGAAAGGCCCGCGGAGGGGGAGGCGGCAGAGCAAGAAAGGGGAGGGGGACAGAUAGCGGAAACUGCUGUAGCGGGGAGCGCGGGAAGUGGGGAAAGCACGGGCCCUAUGCCACCCACACAGCCACCAGCAGUAGCCUCCAAUAACCUUCCCCAACAGCCCUCACCCACUGGGGCACCCACAGCAGACCCCACGCGCCUGGCUGCGCCCCUGCCUCCGCCCUUCCGCCCGGUGACGUCCCCCAUGGAGGUGGCGCUGAUGGAGUGUGCCGCGGCCGUGGACAGGCGCGACCUGGUGCAGGCUCACUCGCGCAUGUCCGCCCUCGCGCACCUCGUGUCACCGCACGGCACUGCACAGCAGCGCCUGGGGUACUACUUUCUUGAGGCGUUGGCUGCUAGGAUUGCCGGCACUGGGUCGGCUAUUUAUAAGGUGGGCGCUGUUGGUAAGGCGCUGCAAUCCCGCCAGGGCAGCCAGCCCGGCCCAUCCAGUAAAGCAAUGCUGUCAGCCGUGGUGGUGUUCUGUGAGGCGGUGCCUGUGGAUCAACGUAACCUCAACCGCUGCUUUUCCUUCCCCACGCCUCUCUCACCCCUUCCCUCCAGGCGCUGCAAUCCCGCCAGGGCAGCCAGCCCGGCCCAUCUAGUAAAGCAAUGCUGUCAGCCGUGCUGGUGUUCUGCGCUGCAAUCCCGCCAAGGCAGUCAACCAGGCCCAUCCAGCAAGGCGAUGCUGUCUGCAGUGCUGGUGUUCUGUGAGGCGUGUCCGUGGAUCAACUUCGGGCACCUGGUGGCCAACGGCAGCAUUCUAGAAGCGGUGGAGGGAGCGAGGAGGGUGCACGUGAUCGACCUGGGCAUCACCCACGGCACGCAGUGGCCCACGCUGCUUGAAAGCCUCGCCACGCGCCCUGGCGGCCCGCCACAUUUGCGAAUUACGGGAGUGGACGCACCCCUUACUGGGCUCAAGCCUUCCUCGCUGGAGGAGACGGGGAGGCGGCUGUCAGCGUUUGCGAGGGUGAUAGGAGUGCCGUUUGAGUUCACGCCCAUCACAGAGCAGCUCGACGACCUCAAGCCCGAGCACUUCGCGGUGCGCAGUGACGAGGUGUUGGUGGUAAAUUGUCUGCUGCGGCUGCACCAGAUGCGCGAUGAGAGCAACGCACCGCACGUGCCCAGCCAGCGCAACUGCACUCUGCACAUGAUCCGAUCGCUCAACCCCGCCAUCGUCACCCUCAUUGAACAGCACGCGGAUCACAACAUCCCCUCCUUCCUCUCGCGCUUCCGAGAAGCCCUGCACUACUUCAGCGCUCUCUACGAGUCGCUAGAUGCCAGCCUGCCCUGGAACAGCACGGAACGAGCGCUAGUGGAGGAGAGGAUAUUCGGGCGCAAGCUGGUCAACAUCAUCGCGUGUGAGGGGCGGGAUAGAGUGGAGCGCCAUGAGAGCCACGCCAGGUGGCACCAGCGCAUGCAGCGCUGCGGGUUCGUGCCGCGCGCUAUCAGUGCUGACGUGGAGGAGAACGCGCAUGUGAGUGCUGACGUGUCAUGA
Closterium sp. Yama58-4 is the source of this 4254-nucleotide messenger RNA. The record is from the annotation of a GenBank genome assembly. Lineage: Eukaryota; Viridiplantae; Streptophyta; Zygnematophyceae; Desmidiales; Closteriaceae.